AUGACUUGUAAAUUUAUUACCAAAAAAGACACGCAAUGCACCAGAGAAGCAAAAAAGGGUGAUUACUGCACUCAGCACCAUAACAUCAUCCAAAUAAAAAUGUAUAAGAAGGAACUAUCUAUAAUCCAUAAGAAAAACAGAAUACUGUCUGAGGAGAAUAAGGAACUGCAAAAAUAUAAACAUCAGAUUAACACGAUAAACGAAUUUGACCUCAUCAAACAACAAUUGAUUCAGAUUAAUCCUUAUAUGAAGUUUAAGUAUCUAAUUGUUGAUAGACGAUACCAAUCUCGCUUGGAAGAAGUAUUCAAUGUUCCGUUUGAUCAGAUCGAAAAAAAAUAUCGAAAACUUCUAUAUGAAAGAAAUGACUUGUGUCACCCCUACACUAGUAGAUACUGGUGA
This is a messenger RNA of Phytophthora sojae, 399 nucleotides long. RefSeq lists its product as hypothetical. Bases 1 to 399 code for a protein of 132 amino acids. The record is from RefSeq and is a predicted model, not a curated record. NCBI's taxonomy places the organism in Eukaryota, Oomycota, Peronosporomycetes, Peronosporales, Peronosporaceae. The transcript has a single exon.